AGAUUAGAUAAAUCAAUCAAUCAUAUUGUUAAUUAAAAUAUAAGAAAAAUAGUCAAUUACUUAAAAAUAGAUGGCGAAAUAAAAAAUAUAUCAACCAAAAGCUCUUUGUUGAUUAAUCAAAAAGAUUAUAUUGAAAACAUUUUAGCAGAUCAAUCAUCUCAAGUACUACUUAUUUCGAAUUUAGAAGAUAGGUGCAUAUAUGCGAUUAAGGGAAAUUAAGCUUAAAUAAAUGAUGAUUGUGCUUUUGCAAUAAAUAUGGACUAAUAUCAACUUUAAAAAUCAUUUUUGGAGUUAUUGUUUUUACCCUUUUACAGAAAAGUAAAGAAAAAAUAAAUAACACUUACUUUAGCUAAAGAUUUAGCAAAAAUUUAGAAUGCGAAUUGA
Molecule: messenger RNA, 384 nt
Organism: Tetrahymena thermophila SB210
Lineage: Eukaryota; Ciliophora; Oligohymenophorea; Hymenostomatida; Tetrahymenidae
Exons: 1
Source: RefSeq, a predicted model, not a curated record